Molecule: messenger RNA, 892 nt
Organism: Carassius gibelio (silver crucian carp)
Lineage: Eukaryota; Metazoa; Chordata; Actinopteri; Cypriniformes; Cyprinidae
Product: membrane-spanning 4-domains subfamily A member 4A-like
Exons: 7
Coding region: 127-735 (202 amino acids)
Cellular component (GO): membrane
Source: RefSeq, a predicted model, not a curated record
UGACUUAAGCUCCUCCUUAGCAGUUCUUCAUAGUCCACACACACAAAGAUACACCAGAAGAGUUGUCAGACAUCCAUCACAACACAACUCAUUCCACUUCAGGUGAAAUCCAAAAGUUUUCUUAGAAUGGAAAACAGCAAUGUCAUCACAUCUGACAAAGCUACAGUUAUCAUCCAAGUAAAUCCACAGCUGGGACAAGAUACUGUUAUUUGUGACGAUGGACAACAGGCCAGAGGAACAUAUCACAAUACAGGUCUUAAAGGAUUUUUCAAAGCACAACCAAAGGCACUGGGGACUGUACAGAUAAUGACUGGAGUGAUGCUCUUCUUACUUGGUAUUGUGCUCAACGCAAAUUUGAACAGAUUUGGAAGUAUUAUUGUCAUUAGCGGCAUCACUUACUGGGGAUCUUUCAUUUACAUCAGUACUGGCUCUUUGUCUGUUGCUGCGCAGAAUAAACUAAAUCCGUGUGUGGUGAAAGCCUCUCUUGGAAUGAAUGUAAUCAGUGCCAUUACUGCAGCGAUAUCCAUUCUUCUGACUGGCAUAGAAAUGGGAAGGACACAUGAAAAUUGCAUCUACAAUAGAUAUGACUGUGAACAAACAUAUUCUCUGGGGAUCCUUGGAAUAUUGCUGGUGUUCUCCAUCCUUCAGUUCAUCAUCUCCAUCUGUAUCUCAGGAUUUGCCUGCAAAGCCACCUGCGAAACAAACUUGACAGUGGUCAGUGUGGCAUUAAAUUAGGGAUACUGAGCCACAGUGAGGAAAUCCUAUCAUCCAAAAGUUGCGAGGAAUAAUUUGUUUCCUUUUUUUUUCUUUUUUGAGAGAAUACUUUAUAAUUAUUGGAAAAUUGACCUCUAAACCCUGUUCAAACACACAUGAAGUAAAUGAAUCUACAGUA